Molecule: messenger RNA, 765 nt
Organism: Lichtheimia ornata
Lineage: Eukaryota; Fungi; Mucoromycota; Mucoromycetes; Mucorales; Lichtheimiaceae
Exons: 6
Coding region: 1-765 (254 amino acids)
Biological process (GO): cytosolic ribosome assembly
Cellular component (GO): mitochondrial matrix
Source: RefSeq, a predicted model, not a curated record
AUGGCUUCCCAUUUGCUUCGUGCUUCUCUUCGUGCUAUUGCUCGUCCUGCUACUCGCAAGGUCUUCACCACCGCCACUCCUUCUUUGGCUCCUCGCAUGAUGGCUGUUGCCCGUCCUAUGGGUGCUCGCUUCAUGAGCAGCGGCACUGUCGACUCUGAUCUUGCCCACAAGCUCAACGAGGAAUUGCAAUAUGAAAAGUCGACUGAAGAGUCCUCCCAACCCGAGUUUAUCAGUGAGUUCUUGGCUGCCAACCAGUUCGAGAUUGAAGAUAAGCAAGGUCAUGAUGAAGUCGCUUUGACCCGCAACUUUGGCAACGAAAAGAUUCGCGUCCUCUUCUCUAUUGCUGAUAUCAACAAUGCUGCCCCUGAUGACUUUUUGGUUGAGAAUGAGGAAGGUGAAGAAGCUAUGGCUCCCUCGUUCCCCGUUCGUGCAUCCGUUACCAUUGAAAAGGAGGGUAAGGGCGUUGUUACUAUCGAUACUGUUGCUCAGGAUGGUGAAAUGGCUAUUGAGAGCGUCAUGUUUUAUGGUGAUUCCAAGCUCGCUGGUGAGCAAUCCGCUGAAGCUGACUGGCAACGUCGUGGUUUGUACAUUGGUCCCCAGUUCUCUGAAUUGGAUGAGAACUUGCAAGUGUUGUUUGGCCGCUAUCUCGAGGAACGUGGUGUCAAUGCUGGCCUCGCCGCCUUCUUGCCUGACUACGUUGAAUACAAGGAACAAAAGGAAUACGUUAACUGGCUCGAAAAGGUCAAGGGCUUUGUUUCCGCAUAA